UCAUUAGAUCGUCCAUUCACUGCACUCGCUGGGACCUGGGCUAAUGAGGUAACCCCAAUGUGAUGUGACAAAUGAAAUUAGCAAAGUUAUAUUGCUAUCUUCGACACGGGGUAAAUUAAAGAUCUUGACUCAGACGAGCGAACACUGUUAUAGCCGAAUGUUGUGAUCGAGUGUUGGGUCUGUACUGAGUCGAACACACUGCUACGCAAAGGGUCGCAGGAAGAGAGAGAGAAACUUGGUUAAAGCUAUCGUGCCGCAGUGUUGGUGUUAUUGUGUGCUUUAUACAUUGGAGUACCAGGAAAGUGCACAGCCUUUGUCCGUGUCAAGUCGACAACCCAUGUGACUGGACUUUAACUCACUUUAUCAAAAUGGAUACUACGUUAUCUCCCUUCAAUUCUCUCGGAUCCGGAGGUCCGGACGCCAGUAUGGGAAUGAAUAGCAGCCUGGUAUCACAGACGACAAACUCCUCAGGGGGCUCGAACGGGUCUGCUGGGGGCCCGGGCUCGGUGAAGGCGUGCGCCGGGUGCGGGGCGAGAAUCCUCGACCGAUUCCUCCUGCACGCGCUCGACCGGUACUGGCACACCGGAUGUCUGAAGUGCUCCUGCUGCCAGGCACAGCUGGGUGAGAUCGGCACGUCGUGCUUUACAAAAGCUGGAAUGAUCCUGUGUCGGAAUGACUAUAUCAGGUUAUUCGGUUCUGGUGGAACCUGUGCAGCCUGUUCACAAACCAUUCCCGCCAACGAACUGGUGAUGCGCGUGCAAGCGAGCGUGUAUCACCUCAAGUGUUUCACGUGCGUGUCAUGCCACGGUCCCCUGCAGCCGGGCGACAGAUUCGGUAUUAUCAAUGGCAGUUUAGUGUGUGAACAAGACUAUCCAAAGGUGCUAAAGGGACACAACUCUCUACCACCACGGGCCACGCACAAGGUAGAUAAUAACCAAAUACCUUUACUGAUGGGCAAAUGCUUUUGAAAUCCGGAGAAAUGAAGCCGCAGGGCUCUUAAUACAUUAUUAUCUGAAGCGACUGGUUGGUCCGGCCAUGUUCAGAAUUGUUCUUUGUUAGUUGGUGAGCUUGUCCUCCCUCCUGAGUUUGUCCUCCCUCCUGAGUUUGUCCAUUGUUAGUUGGUGAGCUUGUCCUCCCUCCUGAGUUUGUCCAUUGGCCAUUUUCAGAUGCAUCAUGCACUACAUUUUUUUUUUCUGUUGUGAAUGAGCUGUGUAAAUUUGUUGGUGAAUAAAGGUUUAAAAACGAAACGAUAUGCAUAACUAACCUGUUGGCUUUCUAACUAAGUGGACAGGAAAAUGUAUUGUUGAAUUGUUUUUAAAAAGGGUGAAGAGUAUUUUUGAAACGACCAGUGUACUACUUCUGGAAUAGAUAUUAGAUUUUAUGACAAAAGUAAAGUUUCUGCCAAAAAACAACGGUAAAACUGUCAACGACCAAAUGUUGACAUCUUUAGGAGAAUACUAAAUAUAUAAAUAGGGAGUGCAUGAUUUCUAAUUCAUUUUAUAAAAUUCAGAUGGAAAAACUAAAGUUAAAAGAAUAAUCACAUCACAAGAUAAUAUAUAUUAUAAGAUGUCUGGACUAGGGCUAUUUUGUAUAGUAUUUGGUGAAAAAACUAAUAAUUAUAAUUAUGACCUUACCAUUUUGGACAAAUAACUGCUUCUAAUUAGAUUGGGGAAAUAUCAACAGCCCUAAAAAUUUAAACUACUACAUUUAUAUUGAAUACAUGGUUAUAAGUAGUACUGAAUAUAGAUUACUGAUACACAGAAAUACAAAUUCUAAUGCACAUACAUGUAAUAAGUAAAGAAUUACAUUAUCUUGAAUUGUGUAAGUAUUAAAUGAUUCAAUCCAUAUAACAUUGGUACUAAAUGAAAAAUGUUAAGACGUAUUCAUCAUUCAAACUUUUUCUUUGCGAAAUGUUUUAGGAUUCAUUACCUCGAAGUAGAAAUGUCUUUUUAUCUUAAUUUCUCUGUUGUGUCAAAAUAAUAUUAUGUCCAUAUUUAAUGCCAAUGGAGAAACUUCUCAAGGCCACGCAAUAUGUAAUCCCUCGCAAGGUAAAGACAUGUCUUGCUUGAAAGGUUGAAUGUUGGUCUAUGUCGAUGCCAUUUUCGCUUAGUAAUAAUGUCUUCUUUUGUUUAGUAUUAUUGUGUUCUUGUGUUGGUUUGACGAUUGUUGAUUGAUUUAUAUGUCCUCGUGUAUCACCUAUGUGUGUCUGCCGAUGAUUACAAAUGAGGUAGAACUGGUAUCAAGAAACAAUAAAAACAUUCAUUAAAAUUG
Molecule: messenger RNA, 2271 nt
Organism: Gigantopelta aegis
Lineage: Eukaryota; Metazoa; Mollusca; Gastropoda; Neomphalida; Peltospiridae
Product: LIM domain transcription factor LMO4.1-like
Exons: 3
Coding region: 369-968 (199 amino acids)
Source: RefSeq, a predicted model, not a curated record